Drosophila guanche is the source of this 3932-nucleotide messenger RNA. RefSeq lists its product as uncharacterized. Bases 635 to 3661 code for a protein of 1008 amino acids. NCBI's taxonomy places the organism in Eukaryota, Metazoa, Arthropoda, Insecta, Diptera, Drosophilidae. The transcript has 2 exons. The record is from RefSeq and is a predicted model, not a curated record.
CCUGUAGUUUUUUCAAGUGAAAAAAUAAAGCGCGGAAAUUCACAAAACUCGUAGGUCGGUUAAAUAAGCAAUAGCAAGUGUUGCGAGAACGUUUAAUGCAUUCUGGAAAGUAAUUAUAAUUAAAUGUUAUGCACUAUGUUCAUUGCUAUCGCUUUUCUCAUUGAAAUGAAUGGAAAUAAAUUAGCUGCUCUCGCUCAGCAAUCAGCAGCAACAGCAGCAACAACAACAACGGGGUGCGAGUGUGUGAGUGGUACAGUUGGGUAGAAAAACAUCGCCAUUGUCGUCGCUCUUUCAGGGCUGCCACUACAGUACACUGUUGCCACCACUGCGAUAAACGCCACUUCUGCUCUCUGUUGCGUUCAGUUGCGCAGUUACCAACUUAAGUUGCAUUAAAUCGGGACGAGGCAAUAAAAACAAUAAUCGAAAUAAAAUAUACUGCAUUGUUUUUGCCACACGCAGGCGGUUAAAAUACAACAAAUAAAUUAUAAACAGGGACGUAUUUAUCCCACGCAAUCGAAAAUUCUGCCCCAGAGCUCGCUCUCUGUGUAGUGAAAGUGCGAGAGAAAAAUAAAUUAGCAUUGUGCGAAAAACAAAACUUGAAAAAAUGUAAAGCCAUUCUUGGAUCCCAUGAAAGAUGCCAGCUGAAAAAAAGACGGAUGCUGAGAUUGGAAAGACUCGUCCGUGCAUUGUUUACGUGAAGAAUCUGCGGGAAGGACAUCUACCAUCGGUUGCCGCCACUGGAGCAGCAGCCGUUAAAUCGAAAUCAAUUAAAACACUCCCACAUAGAAGCGUCGCCAUUACCGCCCAACCAAGCGCCACAAUCCCAAGACGCGCGACGCGCACCUCUCAACGGGCCACGACCAUUACGGCUGAGAUCGGUGUUGGCAGCAAGGCGCGACAGCGUGUGGCCCUAGAAAAGGACAAGCUGUCUUCUCCAGCAUCUUUGGUUGCCGCCAGGCGGUUGCGUCAAUCCAAGGGGGAUUCGAUGCCCAUCACACCCCAUCUCACACGGAGGCCACCACCAUCUGCGGCAGCAUCGGCGUCACCAUCGCCACCCAAAUCAGCAGCGAUACUGCCCGCCAAAAGGUUGAUGGGAACAGGCCUGGCCGCCAAGCGACGCAACUCGGCAGUACCAUCGGCAGCAGCAGCACCAGCGGCCAAGCAUCUCACCCCGCUGGCGACCAACACAAUGCGCCGGACCCUAGCCGGUCGGCGGGCGACACAGACACAGGAGAUCAUCUCUCCCAAGACACAGAAGAUGUACAAGCAAGCAAAGGUUUCACAGGUGGUGUCUGUGUCGCCGCCGCCGACGAUUGCCGCCAGUCGUUCGCGUCGCUCCAUCAAACCGAAUCCCAAGUAUGCCAGCGAGGACGUGGUCACGCCAAAGUACGUGGCCUCUCUGGCUGGCGGCGACACGCCCGCGUCGCGCCAUCAAAGCGGCAACUCCAAUUCGAAGGCCUAUCCCACCAGCAAAUAUAACUAUAUGCACGAUCUGCUCGAUCUGGACGAGGACAACGACGACGAGCUGAACGAUGUGGCCUACAAUCCGCAAAUGCACAAGUCCGAUGACGACGAUGAUGACAUGAGCGAGGAUGAGUACCAGGAGGAGAUGCGGCACGAGAAACAGCCGACGCCAGUGCAGCCCGUGAAGCGUGGACGUGGACGUCCGCCCAAAUCGGCAAAUGCAUCGGCCUCCACACCCGCCGCCGCCAGUCCGGCGCAGUCCAAGCUGACGGCGAGUGCCGGGCGGCCCGCGACGAAUAUGCAGCAAUUGCGACGCCACACUGCUGUGAGCAUGAACAGUCGCAGCAAUCUGACCACGGGAUCGGAGGGAGCCGCCAAGCGUAAGCUGGAGGAUGCCACAGACAGUCCCGUGGCACGCAAGCGAAUGGUUUUGUCUACCGGCGGAGCCAAUCGCAGUGCGCCAGUGGUCAAUGGAGCCGGCAGCGGCAGCAAGCUCACAUCUGCUGCCACUCCUGUGGGCAGGGCCAAAACUCUCGUCGGCAGCAACAGUGGGCAGCGAACAGCACCUACAUCGGCGACGACGGGGAGACUGAUUAACAAACAGAGGCCGGCAGGCACAACGACGACCAAGAAGAUGAAUAGCUCCACGACAGCAGCAGCAGCAGCAACGUCCUCAGUGAGAAUUAGCAGCGCUAAGUCGGUGGCUGCCACUGCGGCGGAGCGAGAGAGCGGCGGCAACAGCAAGAUAAACGAUGAUGUGCCCACAUUUACCAUUGUGAAUAUCAAUGACAUUAUCAACCAGGAUGAUGUGCUCAUCAGUCGGACAAACAAUGCCACGUCGAGCACUUUGAAUGCCGCCAGCAAGAAGUUAUCGGUGGGUCGACCCAGGGCACGGAUCCAUAACACAAGCACAGGCUCGGGAUCAGCAACACAGACCACCUCCGGAUCGAGUCCGACAAGUAAUAGUAGCUCACCGCAGGGCGGCUUUAGUCCACCCAAACGGGUCAAGGCUUCGGCCACGUUCAACAAGAAGCAGCAGCAGCAGACGCAAACGCAGCAGAAUCAGGCCAAGCCGCGUCCCCGUAUACUCAAUGCAGAGAUGGGCAAAAAGGCAAAGCCCAUAAAGCCGCUGCUGAGCAUGGGCAAAGAGCUGUAUCCGACGGAUGUCGAUACCGAGGAGGAUGAUAUCGACAUUGAUCUAGAUCUCGAUGAGAGUGAGGCCGACAUAAAACUAUCACCGCCACUUCCACCGCGCCGUGUGAUCCCAGUAGCGGCUACGACUGCCAAUGCGGCUGCGACCAAUCGGGGAAGCCAGGCGGCGGCAGCAGCCCCAGCUAAGUAUAAGCCACGUCGGCCAAUACUGUCCUCGAAUGCCACCACAAAUAGCAGUCGAAACUAUGCGGCGGGCGAUCGCAAGCUGUCCAAGCUGCUGGGCGAGGACAGUGAGGAGAGCUUCAAGAAGCCACCCAUCAACGCGAAUGCUUUACCGCAGCAGCAGCGUUACAGUAAAGAGAACAAGGCUAGCGCUGCCAUUGUCAACAAGGAUCAGGAUAGCGAAACCGAUGAGGCCGAUGGCCAUGACGAGGACUCGGAAGAGGUGGAGAAUGAGAUGGAGAACAAGGUGAAGAAGAAGCCAAAUUACUUUCCUAAAGAGACAACCACGGUGCGGGAGGAGGAUGGCCGUGUCAUCAAGAAGAUCACCUGCUACGAGACCUGGCACGUGAUCAGCAAGCCCAGUGAUUCGCCGGAAAAGACGCGCCAUCAGCGUACGCUGCUGGAGCUGCCGCUCGUUAAGCUGGCCAAUGUGGCUGCACGCAUCAAGAUGCCAUCGGUGAAGUGGAGCAGCAAGGUGACGCUCUACAAGGUGUCGCCGACGCUGAUGCAGCUACAGACAAUGACCAUAUUCACCGGCGAUCUGAAGGUGUACAACAUACCCGAAGAGGAUCGGCACAAAUAUCAGCCAUCGUGUGUACUCUUCCGUCGCCUCGUCGUCGACCGUAGCAAGUGCCGGGUGCCGUACGAUCGGGCCAUCAUAUUCAAGAAUCGAUGCUUCUAUGCGAACAUCGAUGGUAAGCAUGUCAAUCUGAUGGGUGCCCCCGAGACGGUGGCCUGCAUGAAGGAUGUCGAAAUACUGCUGGACAUUGUGGACACGCUCGAUCUGAACAGUCAACUCGUGGAGAUGGUCAACUCAAAGUAGGGGCCCAGCAGAGCAUGGAAGCUGCAGUGAUGCAAUCAAAUGUACUAUAAAACGACGGCAGAACGAAUUAGGAGAUCAUCCCAGAGCUGGCAAGAACGAAGGAAGAAAGGAAGGGAUAUGCAUAUAGCUAUCCUCCACCCCACGGUAUAAAUGAAUGUAGGCUUCUGAUUAAGGGUUUUUUUUUAUAUACAUGUCGAGAUUGGAUUACGUUAGUUUUUAAUAGUUGCUUUAGCAUAAUUAUUAGCUGGUUGGUGUUUUUGCCACUAACACA